AUGCAAAUUUCACCAAAAUUGCUAGAAUUCCAGGCCCCCUUUACGGAAGUCCAAACACAGGAUGUCACUGUGACAAAUGACACAAAUGAAUACAUCGCGUUUAAAGUUAAGACUACAGCACCGAAACUUUACUGCGUGAGACCUAAUGCAUCCACAAUUGCUCCAGAGGAAAGUGUCAAGGUUCAUAUUAUUCUUCAAGGUCUGGAGCAGGAACCAGCUGUUGGAACAAAGUGCAAAGAUAAAUUCCUUUUCGUGUCUGUGCCUUGUGAUGCUUCAGUGAGUCCAAGAUCUGUUUCCAAGACAUGGCCACAACUUCAGAAAGCUGCCGGUGGUACAUCUAAAGGUAUUAAGAUGAAGGUUUCGUUCAAUUAUGAUAACGCCAUUAACCCUAUCGAAGAAGAGAAAACAUCCCAGAUUAGUAAUGGUGCUGCCGUUACCUCAUCUGCUGUUAAAGGUGCCACUGAAUCUACAACAACUGCUCGUAAUGUUGGAAAAGUUGCCGAUGAUGAACCAAAAUCGACAGGUUCGAAAUUGGAUGACACUGAAAAGUCGGAGGUUGCUGCGACCGAACCUCCUGUUGUUGCUCCAAAAUCGGGAGGAAGUAUUAAUUCAUACGUUGCUCUUCUUUUACUUGUGUUAUUGGUGUAUGUGGUUAUCAAGUUUGCCCUAUAA
Molecule: messenger RNA, 672 nt
Organism: Brettanomyces bruxellensis
Lineage: Eukaryota; Fungi; Ascomycota; Pichiomycetes; Pichiales; Pichiaceae
Exons: 1
Coding region: 1-672 (223 amino acids)
Biological process (GO): endoplasmic reticulum membrane organization
Cellular component (GO): endoplasmic reticulum membrane; plasma membrane
Molecular function (GO): FFAT motif binding
Source: RefSeq, a predicted model, not a curated record